AUGGUAGUUCUCUUUCUACUAACCAUUGGUUUACAAGUCAUGAUUUUUAACUUGGCACAAAGACACAACAAAAGAAUCCAGUUGGUCAAUCGUGUGUUAGAGCAUAACCCUCGCGGUGAAAAUAGCAGAGAAGUAUUGCGAACUAUUUCAAGUCCAAACAAAGCGGCCAAGACUAUUGGUCUUAUGUUAGCAAUCUAUGUAUUUUCCUGGCUACCUUCGACAUUAUACCGUUUGCAAUAUCACUGGUUCGGAGGAGAUCACGCGGCGUAUGUCGUUAAUGUAAUAUGGAUGAACACGUUGAUCCAAAUACAUUCCUGUAUCAAUCCAUAUAUUUUCGUUCUUCGUACGAAAGAGGUGAGACGUGGUGUCGAAAAUAUGUUGCGAAGGUUUGGCGUAAAUCGAGUUAUUCCAUUUUUGUCUGAUCAUCGUGAGAGUCAUCUCAACGGAUACAACCGAGGAGCGAUGAAUAAUUUGCAUAUCGGUGAGACCCACAGCGUUGAUGUGAAUGGCAACGAAUAUAAAGAAAGCGAAACUACCACUUCCAGCACCAACUCUAACCACACAAAAACAUAA
Paramuricea clavata is the source of this 573-nucleotide messenger RNA. NCBI's taxonomy places the organism in Eukaryota, Metazoa, Cnidaria, Anthozoa, Malacalcyonacea, Plexauridae. The record is from the annotation of a GenBank genome assembly.